Molecule: messenger RNA, 2334 nt
Organism: Brassica oleracea var. oleracea
Lineage: Eukaryota; Viridiplantae; Streptophyta; Magnoliopsida; Brassicales; Brassicaceae
Product: neutral ceramidase
Biological process (GO): long-chain fatty acid biosynthetic process; sphingosine biosynthetic process; ceramide catabolic process
Cellular component (GO): extracellular region
Molecular function (GO): N-acylsphingosine amidohydrolase activity
Source: RefSeq, a predicted model, not a curated record
AUGGAGCUACUAUCUCUAGCCAGAUUAUGGACUAGUUUCUUCUACAUAUCGACACUGCUUUUAUUGCUCACUAGAGCAGUUUACUCUCACUCUGAGUAUUUGAUUGGAAUGGGAAGCUAUGACAUCAUUGGCCCCGCCGCUGAUGUCAACAUGAUGGGAUACGCUAACAUGGAGCAAGUCGCUUCCGGUAUUCACUUCAGGCUCCGCGCUCGGACUUUCAUUGUCUCUGAGCCUGAAGGGAAGCGGGUUGUGUUUGUUAACAUUGACGCUUGUAUGGCUUCACAGAUUGUUACAUUAAAAGUGAUCGAAAGGCUCAAGUCAAGAUAUGGGGAUCUGUAUACUGAAAAGAAUGUUGGCAUCAGUGGUAUUCACACCCAUGCCGGUCCUGGCGGUUAUCUUCAGUAUGUUGUGUAUAUAGUUACAUCACUUGGCUUUGUUUGUUAGUCAUUUGAUGCCCUUGUCGAUGGAAUUGAGAACAAUAUCAUGCAAGCUCAUGAAAACCUUCGUCCUGGUUCAGUUUUUAACAAUAAAGGUGAACUCUUGGAUGCUGGUGUAAACCGCAGCCCAAGUGCAUAUCUUUACAAUCCUUCAGAAGAAAGGAGCAAACACAAGUACAAUGUUGAUAAAGAAAUGACUCUUUUGAAGUUUGUGGAUGGUCAGUGGGGUCCAGUAGGUAGUUUCAAUUUGUUUGCUACUCAUGGAACUUCCAUGAGCCGAAAAAACUCUUUGAUCAGUGGAGACAACAAGGGCGCUGCAGCAAUUUGGUUUGAACAGGAUACUGCUGAAAGAUAGUUUAUUUCAGAUGCGAUACCUAGAAGGGUUUCAAGCGUGAUCGAGAAUCUUCAGGACAGCCGUGAGGAGUUACUAGAGCUUGCAUCUUACUUUGAGGCACAACCUGGUAGGCCUGUAACUAGAAUCUCAAGUUCUGCAAGGCGGGUGAGGAGUGCUCUGAGGAAGGCGGACAUGCCUGGCUUUGUUUCUGCUUUCUGUCAAACUAACUGUGGUGAUGUUAGCCCAAAUGUGCUUGGAGCCCUUUGCUUAGACACUGGUCUUCCUUGUGACUUCAAUCACAGUACAUGUGGUGGUGGGAGAAACGAGCUGUGCUAUGGGCGUGGACCAGGAUAUCCUGAUGAAUUUGAGAGUACACGUAUAAUUGGCAAGAGACAAUUCAAGAUGGCUUUGGAUCUUUUCAACAAAGCAUCUGAACAGCUACGAGGGAAGGUUGAUAACCGCCAGGUUUACGUUGAUUCACAGCUUAAUGUGACACUUCGUAAGAAAGAUGGAAACUCAUAAGUUGUGAAAACAUGUCAUGCGGCAAUGGGCUUUGCCUUUGCCGCUGGAACCACAGAUGAACCUGGAGCAUUUGAUUUUACACAAGGAGAUGAUAAGUCCACCAUUUGCAUAAAUCAUGGGAAUCCUUUCUGGAGGAUGGUGAGAAACGUUCUUAAACCACCUCACAGGAAACAAAUGGAAUGUCACUACCCAAAACCCAUCUUGCUUGACACUGGGGAAAUGACAAAGCCAUAUGAAUGGGCUCCCUCAAUUCUUUCAUUGCAAAUACUAUGUAUUGGACAACUUUUCAUUCUCAGCGUCCCUGGAGAAUUCACAACUAUGGCUGGAAGGCGACUCCGCGAUGCAGUCAAGAGACAUCUUAAAAGCAGUGGUAAUAAAGAAAUGAGCGGUGAGAUUCACAUUGUGAUAGCUGGAUUGGCUAAUGGUUACUCACAAUAUGUGACAACCUUUGAGGAAUACCAAGCGCAAAUAUACGAGGGCGCAUCUACAUUAUUUGGCCCGCACAUUCAAGAGUUCAAGAAGCUCUCCAAAUCUCUCGUCCUUGAUAAGUCAUACAAGAAUCCUGGAUCGCGAACAGUGAUUCAACCGGGGCCUCAACCGCCGGAUCUCCUAGACAAGCAAGUGAGCUUCCUCACACCAGUCGUGGUGGACACAACUCAUGUCGGAGACAGUUUUGGAGAUGUGAUCUCGGAUGUUCCCAAAAACUUGUCCUUGAUGAGAAAUGACCUGGUGACUAUUGUAUUCCCGUCAGCUUGCCCUAGAAACGAUCUACUGACAGAAGGGACGUUUGCACUGGUGGAGGGACUAGAACGGGAUGACAAGACUUGGACCCCAGUUUAUGAAGACGAUGACUUAUGUUUGAGGUUCAAGUGGUCGAGGCCUAAGAAGUUGAGCUCUCGGAGUGAAGCCACAGUGGAAUGGAGAGGUCCUGAGUCUGCAUCACGAGGGGUGUACAGGAUCACCCAUUUUGGUGCUGCAAAGAGUCUAUUUGGGUCAGUCCAGCAUUUCACAGGUUCUUCUAGUGUUUUCGCUGUAACAUAA